UUGGAAGAUAUUGGAAAAAAUUGGAAGAUAUUGGAAGAUAUUGGAAGACAUUGGAAGACAUUGGAAGAAAUUGAAAGAAAUUGGAAGAAAUUGGAAGAAAUUGGAAGAAAUUGGAAGAAAUUGGAAGAAAUUGGAAGAAAUUGGAAGAAAUUGGAAGAAAUUGGAAGAAAUUGGAAGAAAUUGGAAGAAAUUGGAAGAAAUUGGAAGAAAUUUGAAGAAAUUGGAAGAAAUUGGAAGAAAUUGGAAGAAAUUGGAAGAAAUUGGAAGAAAUUGGAAGAAAUUGGAAGAAAUUGGAAGAAAUUGGAAGAAAUUGGAAGAAAUUGGAAGAAAUUGGAAGAAAUUGGAAGAAAUUGA
Psylliodes chrysocephalus is the source of this 354-nucleotide messenger RNA. Lineage: Eukaryota; Metazoa; Arthropoda; Insecta; Coleoptera; Chrysomelidae. The record is from the annotation of a GenBank genome assembly.